CAGUUUUCAGAGAUCAACGAGGAGUUUAAAAAGAAAUAUGAUCACAAGAACAUCCUAAUAGACAUCCCCAAAGGAACACACGUAAAGGUCAGAUUACAACAUCGUCCAAAUAAAUUGCCACCAAUUUAUGAAGGUCUUUAUAAAGUUGUUCGAAGAAAUAAAGGAGGAUCGUAUGAGCUAAAGGUUGAGCAAGGAGAAUUGUUGCACCGAAAUUACACACCCUCAGAACUCAAGAUGGCUACCAUCGAUAAAUCUACAAUUGAGAAUGAGCUCUAUGAAGUUGAAGACAUUCGCGAUCAUCGUGGUGCUGCUGGUGAAAGAGAAUAUCUG
Phycomyces blakesleeanus NRRL 1555(-) is the source of this 330-nucleotide messenger RNA. RefSeq lists its product as hypothetical. The record is from RefSeq and is a predicted model, not a curated record. The transcript has a single exon. The annotation marks the transcript as partial. Lineage: Eukaryota; Fungi; Mucoromycota; Mucoromycetes; Mucorales; Phycomycetaceae.